AUGGCAGGGAUUUUGUACCCAGUGGUUUACAGGCCCCUAGGCAGGCUGCAGACUGUGACAAAACAGGUGGAACCUCUCAUGGGUACAGAUUCGAUUCGUCACAAAGUUACCAAAUCAAGAAUACCAGAUAAAGUAUUUCAGCCUUCGCCUGAACAUCAUGAAAAGCAUGGUGGGGAUCCACAGCACCCUCACAAACUGCAUGUUGUUACCAGAAUAAAAAGUAUGAUAAGACAACCGUAUUGGGAAAAAGAUGUAAUCAAGAUCCUUGAAUUAGACAAAGCACAUACUCCUCAAGUUCAUAAGAGCACCCCUUCAGUAAAUGCAAAACUGAAGGUGGUUAAGCAUCUUGUAAGAAUCCAGCCCCUGAAGCUCCCUCAAGGACUUCUCACAGAAGAGAAUAUGGCUAACACGUGCCUCAAGAGUACCAGGGAAUUAGUAGUGCAGUGGCAUCUGAAGCCUCAAAAAUCUGUCAAGGAAGAGCAUACCCUCAUUGUCCCAGAACCCUCACAAGAAUCUCCCGUCUGCCUGCUCCACACUGCCAGAUCAGGGGCCCACUUGAGUAGUCAGUAA
Messenger RNA from Octodon degus (degu), 570 nucleotides. Its product is annotated as 39S ribosomal protein L30, mitochondrial-like. The transcript is spliced from 4 exons. Gene Ontology annotation, biological process: translation. Gene Ontology annotation, cellular component: mitochondrion; large ribosomal subunit. The coding region runs from base 1 to 570 and encodes 189 amino acids. Gene Ontology annotation, molecular function: structural constituent of ribosome. The record is from RefSeq and is a predicted model, not a curated record. Lineage: Eukaryota; Metazoa; Chordata; Mammalia; Rodentia; Octodontidae.